GCCAAGCAGCUUUAAGAUCUCUUCACUCUAGUUUGCAAACUGCCUGCUGCUUGCAGGUCAUUCCAAAAAAAAUCCCAGCAAACCCCAUGGCCUUCCAGCACAAUAUUUGAUCAGAAGUCUGGGCGGGCACCAAUUUUGGCAAAUUGAAACUUCCACACACAUGCUCUUUAGUACCUAGGAAGAUCACACAGGCAAAUCCUGAAGCUCUGGAAAAAGGUGUCUCUUCUCAGUCUAGGCUGCCGUGAAGUUUGUGGCAUAAUGCACUGGGUUUCUGUUCUUAUUAUCGCUGGUCUCUGCAGGGUGGGCUUGAGCCAGUAUGAUGAUCAGUAUGACGACAUCUUCUGGUUGCAACAAUAUUUACGUAGCCAGUCUUCAUCCUACAGCUACUCACCGUAUUAUGAAGAUGAGAUUCCCCCCUACUCUUCCUACUCCUAUGCACCAGCUGAGUCCUCUGUCGGUGAGCUUGUCCCUGAACCACCUGUAUCCAGAGAAUGCCCCCAGGAAUGUGAAUGCCCUCCCAACUUCUCUUCUGCCUUGUACUGUGAUGCUCGCAAUCUCAGGUAUCUACCUUUCGUGCCUUCCAGGAUGAAAUACGCUUACUUCCAGAACAACCAAAUUACAGCUAUCCAAGAGGGAGCUUUUGAUAAUGCUACCAACCUGGAGUGGCUUGCAUUACAUAACAACCAAAUCACCAGCGAAAAGAUGGGCAAAAGGGUCUUUGCUAAACUCAAGAAUCUAGAAAGAUUGUACCUUGACCAUAACAAUCUGACCAAAGUGCCUACUCCACUCCCGCGGUCACUUCGAGAACUUCACCUGGCUUAUAAUCAGAUUUCCAAGGUUCCAGCCAAUGCUCUUGAAGGCUUGGAGAACCUCACUGCCCUCUAUCUCAGCCACAAUCAGAUCCAUGAAAUUGGAGCGAAUCUCAAGGGGUUAAAGUCUCUGAUUCUUGCAGACCUAAGCUAUAACCAACUUAGGAGAGUCCCUGAUGGCCUUCCCAGUUCCCUGGAGCAACUCUAUUUAGAGCAUAACCACAUACACACCAUUCCUGAUGAUUACUUCAAGAUCUCUCCUAAAUUGCUCUAUGUACGGAUGUCUCAUAAUAGCCUGACAAGUGAAGGACUUUCCCCAAAUGCUUUCAAUGCCAGCAGCCUCCUGGAAUUGGAUCUCUCUUACAACAGGCUUCAGAAGAUACCACGAGUCAGUACUAGUCUGGAGAAUCUCUACCUCCAAGGGAACAGAAUAAAUGAAUUCACCAUCAACAGUUUCUGCACCAUCGUAGACAUCAUGAACUUUUCCAAACUCCAAGUCUUGAGGCUGGAUGGGAAUGACAUCCAUCGGAAUAACGUGCCCUCGGAUGCCCCGCUCUGCUUGCGAUGGGCCAGCGUCAUAGAAAUUUAGCAAUUUCUCUUCUUUGUUUUCUUAAACACUCAAAAGAAGGCCAAAUCCUUCCUGCGAUCACACAGGGGCAGAGGCCUACAUUCUUUAGUUAAUGCUGCUUCAUUUGACUUGGCUUCUGCAAUUGUAUAAUAUAGGAAAGACUGAUAACUUGAUACAACAGAUGCUGCCCAUAUUAGCUAGUCUGGUGAUGACACAUAUAUGCAACCAAAAUUUUUGACCACCUUUAUUUCAUCUUCUCUGUUCCUUCUCUUUAAACAGCCCAAUCACAACUUGCACUAAGAUACUGUUAGGCAAUAUUUGUCUCUUCUUCUGGGUGGGUGGUGUAGAGCAUUUUUGUUCCUGUUGUUGUUUUUUCAUUCCACAUGGAUAGUUGUAGACGUUUGGUGCCUUUGGGCUUUGUUUUUCCAUGUAGGAGGGUUGCAAGGGAAAAGGAGCCUGUGGGGAGGGGGACAGAGAAGACUAAACAGAUUAAACAUUUGGCCACACAGUAUGGAGCAAUUAAAAAGGGUUUGGAAAAGCAAUGGCUAGAGAAUGUAUUACUGACAGGGUAAGAGCCAGCUCUUCAGAUGGUUUUCAAACCUGAAUAUGGCUCCGCUGGUGCCAUAUUCGGAUUCAAUUGUACCUUCCUACCAGGCAUGUAGCCGAAAUUCUCAUGGUGGUCUGCGAAAAGGCCUUACUGGUACAUUAUUUAGACUGUUAUGUUUAUUCAUAUCAUGAUCUGAUUACCAUGCUCAAUAUAUCUUAUAUGCAUGGGAGUAUUGGGGUAACGAUACAAAAGGUUUGCUAAGGUAGACCCUCUUUCACUCAGACUCAGCCCCCCCCCC
Molecule: messenger RNA, 2222 nt
Organism: Anolis sagrei ordinatus
Lineage: Eukaryota; Metazoa; Chordata; Lepidosauria; Squamata; Anolidae
Gene: FMOD
Product: fibromodulin
Molecular function (GO): protein binding
Source: RefSeq, a predicted model, not a curated record